ACGUUACCCUACCACCGAAUCCCAUGGCUUUGUAUGAUUGUCCCAUGUUCAUAUGCUUCUUUUUGCAAGGUGCAAACACUUUGAUUUCAUCCCCUUUUUACUUUCCUGAUGCAACAAUGUGCAUCUCAAAUAAUUCUCAAGCAUCCGAGCUGAUGACACUGACAGUGACACACACUGGGAUCCGAUAUAUUCAGUGACCAGCCCACUAUCUCAGUCGUCCUCACCAGCGACGAGCCAAGAAACCCAAGCCAUGGGCACCACGGAGCACCAUGCCGCCGCCGAUGCCAUCGCCGAGCCGCUGCUCCCCUCCUCCACCGUGGAGGUGGAGCCAGCCCCGCCACGCCGGAACAUGUUCGCCUUCGUCUGCGCCACCCUCGCCUCCAUGACCACCAUCCUCAUGGGCUACAAUCUGGCGCUGAUGAGCGGCGCGGAGCUGUUCAUGCGCGACGACCUGGGGCUCACCGACGAGCAGGUGGAGGUGCUGUCGGGGUCCAUGAACAUGUUCAUGCUGGCCUCCAUCCUAGCCGCCGGCUGGGCGGCGGACGCACUCGGCCGGCGUGGCACAGUGGUGCUCGCCAACGCGUUCCUCAUGGCGGGCGCGCUGGCCAUGUCGCUGGGCGGCAGCUUCGCCUCGCUGAUGGCCGCGCGCUUCGUCACCAGCGUCGGCGUCGGGUUCGCCGUCGUCGUCGCGCCGGUCUACGCGGCCGAGAUCGCGCCGGCGUCCUCGCGCGGGCUCCUCUCCUCCCUCGUCGACUUCUUCAUCACCGCCGGGAUCCUCCUCAGCUACGUCUCCAACUACGCGCUCGCCGGCCUGCCGCUGGGGCUCGGCUGGCGCGUCAUGUUCGCGCUGGGCGUGCCGCCGCCGCUGCUCCUAGCCGCGGGCGUGCUCGCGAUGCCGGAGUCGCCCCGGUGGCUCGCCAUGCGCGGGCGCGACGACGAGGCGCGCGCCGUGCUGGAACGCACCUCCGACGCGCCGGCGGAGGCACUCGACCGGCUCGAUGAGAUCAGGCGCGCCGUGGCGGCGCAGGUGGGCGGCGCGGGCGUGUGGAGCGAGCUGUUCGUGCGGCCGUCGCCGAUGGUGCGGCGGAUCAUCACCAACGUCCUCGUGCUCUACUCCUUCCAGCAGGCCUCCGGCAUCGACGCCAUCGUGCUCUACACCCCGCUGGUGCUCAAGAAGGCGGGCAUCUCGUCGACCAGCACCGUCCUCGCCGCCACCGUCGCCGUCGGGCUGGUCAAGACGCUCUCCAUCUUCGUGGCCACGUUCCUGUCCGACCGCCUCGGCCGCCGCCCGCUCCUCCUCGCCAGCGCCGCCGGCAUUGCCGUCACGCUCACGUCCUUGGGGAUCGCGCUCUGCUUCGGCGCCGGCGACGGCGAGACGACGACGACACCGACGCCCGCGGUGGCGGCGGCGUGCGUCGCGUCGGUGCUGGCGUUCGUCACCGCGUUCUCCAUCGGCCUCGGCCCGCUGGCGCCGACGUACAGCGCGGAGAUCCUGCCGCUGCAGCUGCGCGCGCAGGGGAUGAGCCUCGGCAUCGCGGCGAACCGGGUCACGUGCAGCGUCAUCAGCAUGACGUUCAUCUCGCUUGGCAACACCAUCACCAUGGCCGGGUGCUUCUUCCUGUAUGCCAGCACGGCGGUGGCAGCGGCGGUGUUCAUCUACGUGCGGCUGCCGGAGACCAAAGGCCGGAGCUUGGAGGACAUAGGCGUUCUCUUCGCCAAGUGAUUACAAGGAUUAGUUAUUGUGGAAUAUCUACUACUCCAACACUUAUUUCGACAUAUUCAUGUUUUGUCAAGUUCGUAAAUCAUAAUCCAACCAAUAGGUUUCAACAUGCAUGCUUUUGAAUAUAUAAUUGAUAACUUUUACAUAAGAUAAGAUACUAAUGAUUGUGAUGUGAUUGCGGCUGGCAAAAAAGGCUUCCACUAGUGAAUGGAAAUUUCAGUGGCUUCCAAAAUUUCAGACAAGUGUUGUUCAAAUCUUGUAAGUUUUAUCUUGUAUUUAGAAUUCUUAUAGGCUAAGAAAUAAAAAAAAGAUUAAGAUUGCACGGA
Molecule: messenger RNA, 2046 nt
Organism: Sorghum bicolor (sorghum)
Lineage: Eukaryota; Viridiplantae; Streptophyta; Magnoliopsida; Poales; Poaceae
Product: polyol transporter 5
Exons: 2
Coding region: 251-1723 (490 amino acids)
Biological process (GO): transmembrane transport
Cellular component (GO): membrane
Molecular function (GO): carbohydrate transmembrane transporter activity
Source: RefSeq, a predicted model, not a curated record